UGGAUUAUGAUUCAGCACCAAAAGACAGUUCACGAAGGUCGCAAAGAUUUCGCAUGUAAUAAGUGCGAGAAGAAGUUUACUCAAAAACCUAGUUUGCUCACCCACUUAGAGACGGUACACAAAGAUCGAAAAGAUUAUGCUUGCGACAAGUGCGGGAAGAAAUUUGGUAAAAAACAGAACUUGCUUAGACACCAAAAAACAGUCCAUGAAGGUUGCAAAGAUUACGAAUGCAAUAAAUGCGAAAAACAAUUUGGGAUACAAAGCAAUUUGCUACGACACCAAAAGACAGUACACAAAGACCUCAAAGAUUACUCAUGCGACGAGAGUGAGAGGAAAUUUGGAAGUAAAUCAGAUUUUUUGAAGCACCAAGCGACAGUUCCCAAAGACCAUUAAGAUUUUGUGUACAUUCAUCGAAUUUGAGUUGACAGUGAAAAGCAGUUUAUAAAAUUCACAAAACCACCUUUUUUUCUCAUAAUGGAAAAUAUGCGCAAUUACAUCCAAUUUUACACCGGAUGAUAAUCCAGUCUUGAUACCCUUCAUGAAUAAUUGCUUGGCUUAGUUCCUCAAAAAAUAGCGUAUAUCUCAUCAGUGAACUAAUGAAAAGCGAUGAUUUUUUUCUUGACUGUUGUAAGUAGGUGUAAAUACUUAUGUAGAUGUUUUCCUAAAAUUUCAAUAAAAAUU
This is a messenger RNA of Trichogramma pretiosum, 681 nucleotides long. Its product is annotated as zinc finger protein 260-like. The transcript has 2 exons. Lineage: Eukaryota; Metazoa; Arthropoda; Insecta; Hymenoptera; Trichogrammatidae. The coding region runs from base 7 to 393 and encodes 128 amino acids. The record is from RefSeq and is a predicted model, not a curated record.